AUGCACCUCUUUCUCUUUGGGGAUCCCAACAAAGCGUGUAAAACCUUUGUAGAGCCCUCCCAGCUGGGCGCGUUCGCAGUUCUGCCCCACGAAGUGCUCCUCAUUGCGUUGUCCUACAUCCAACCGAAGGACUUGCUCACGAGUGUAUCGCUCGUGUCUAAGUCCUUUCGCGGCUUCGCCCUCGACGACCACCUCUGGCGGCGUUUGUGUUUGCUGCGUUGGGGCGAUACCAUCCUCAAGGAGACCGAAGGCGGGCGCAAUCCAGAUGAAGGCGUCAAGUCGAGCCGGCGCAAGCUGCAGUGGGGCUGGGUCUACCGGUGGCGAAGCCUCGUAGAGCGAAACUGGUGGCGCGGUCAGUGCAGCACAACCACCAUCGCCUGUCCGGCUGAGAUCACAUGCGUACAGACCGACGGUCUGACCAUCGCCUCGGGCUCCUACGACCACAAAGUGUGGGACCUGGUGAAGGCGCAGUGGGUGGGCGAUGCCGAAGCCGUCGACGAAACCAAUGCCAACCUCGAUGAGGAGCCCGAGCCGACCGACGGCGACAACGAGGCACGAAUGAAGACCUGCAUUCACAGCAAAGGAUUCUGCAAGGCCAAGAAGCACGUACCCACCAAGGUGCUGACCGGCCACUCCCAUCGGGUCUAUUGUCUGCAGUUCAGCGGCAACACCCUGGUGAGCGGGUCGGACGACCACAGCAUCAAGGUGUGGAACGUCGAGCAGGCGCGAUGCACCAACACGUUCAUCGGUCACACGAGAGCGGUGCGAACCCUGCAAUUCGCGGAUGACGGGACGCUGGUGUCGGGCUCGUACGACAAGACAGUCAAGGUGUGGGACAUGCAGACGGGAAAGGACAAGGCGACGCUCAAGAGCCACACCACGUGCAUCUGUUGCCUCAAGUUCAACGACAGGAUGAUCGUGAGCGGCAGCUUCAAGGCCAUCAAACUCUGGGACACCAAGACCUACAAGCCCAUCACGGAGCUGCAAGGCCACGAGAGCUGGGUGACGGGCAUCCAGUUCGAUGACGUCAAGCUCGUGAGCGGGUCGAUGGACAACACCAUCAAGAUGUGGGACCUGCGCAACACAGCCUAUCCAUUCUGGACGAUCGGGGAGCAUUCGAAGCGGGUGCGGUGUCUGCAGUACGACGCCGGGAAGCUGUGCUCGGGGAGCUACGACUUCACGAUCAAGGUGUGGGACCUGGCGGCACGGGCCUGCGUGGUGACGCUCAAGGGCCACAACGCCUCGGCCCGAUCCCUCCACUUCACCGACGACGUCCUCGUCUCCGGCUCGCUUGACAAGUCCAUCAAGAUCUGGGACUUCUCGGCCAACGUGCCCUUUGAAUGA
Acanthamoeba castellanii str. Neff is the source of this 1344-nucleotide messenger RNA. Its product is annotated as Fbox domain containing protein. The transcript is spliced from 11 exons. Gene Ontology annotation, molecular function: ubiquitin-like ligase-substrate adaptor activity; protein binding. The coding region runs from base 1 to 1344 and encodes 447 amino acids. The record is from RefSeq and is a predicted model, not a curated record. Gene Ontology annotation, cellular component: SCF ubiquitin ligase complex. Gene Ontology annotation, biological process: protein polyubiquitination. Lineage: Eukaryota; Discosea; Longamoebia; Acanthamoebidae.